CGAACACGAAGCUUUGUCUUUGUUUCUCGGCCCACGAGUGACGAUCUCUAGAUAUAAUACUUACUAGAACCCAUCAUCAUUCCCAACUUGAAGCCGCAAGCCUCCAAUACCACACGUCCCGCGUGUUCUAGUCCUCACCUUGACAACCCGACUGUAAAGCUCCAAAUCAGUCACCUCGUCACGUCGGCAUGUCAUCAGGUGGCAACCAAUCCGGCGGAUACCACGGCGGAAGCACCAACCCCGACAGAGAAAAAUACCGGAAAUUCCUGGACGACCUUUACGGCGACGACUUCCCCGGCGAAAACAGCAAUCCGCCAACUGCAACAGCCAACACUAAUAUCACCGUAUCGGGGGGGCAACAACCCGCAACGAUCACCCAGCAGCACUACUCACCGUAUCCUGACUCGAAAAGGAGGUGUUGACGGAAACUCCAUCUUGAUGGCGGCCACACAGCCACAGCCAGGGAAUCGCCAUUAUGAUGUCCCGGAUUACCCAAACCCACAUCAAGACGUGUCCAGCUGGUGGUCCUUCUUCUUUACCGGCGGGUAUAGCUUUAGAUGGUGGUCGAGUCCCCAUCUCUACUUUCGGCCCAGCCUCGAGUAUGUGCCGACGCCGGCUCCUUUCACUGUCAUCGACGGGCUCGGGCGCGAGGAGACGUUUGACAAGCCAUUUGACUCCUACCUCGACCCGUUCACGGGGAAGAUCGACACGCUCUACGUCCAGGCUCCUGAAUCUAUUUGUCGGCUCUCUUCCACGCGCCCGAAUGCGACCUGGAAACGGACGCCAAUUCGAAAUGUCACGCCCGUCUUGCUGCGCAUUGCGAACCUCCCUUUCCGCCCUAUCCCCGGCGAGCGAAGAGGCGACGCGUCCAAGUAUACAGCCGAGGACUGGGUGGUGGUGAUUUCCAUGUGGAUUCCUGCCGUUGCCGCCUUUCUGCUUUCAUGGAUGCUGUGGGAUUCCGACCCUCCCCCAGCAAAGGAUAAAACCAAGUACCUGCCCAUCAUGUACAAGGGUCUAAGGUACCCACGAAUGGCUCGCAAUCUCCUUGAGAACAGCCCGCAGGUGGCUCAACGCUUGAAAGGCCACGCGGCGUGGAACACACCGGCGGCGUUGUCCACGUACAGGACCUUCCGCCCACGAUUCCUGAACUACCUGGUCGAGAUUGAGCGGGAUGGGCGGACAGUCUACGAAUACGAGCGCCGUCCAGUGGGCCCCAAUGACUUGACCCCCUUUGUCAUGGUCUGCUACUCGUCAGCUCACUAUCAUAUCCCGAACAGGAGCGAGUCCGGGCCAGAGGGAAACGCAGGUGACCUCGAAAUUCUUCUCGCCGUCGCCACUAAGGCCGCCGUUCAGCAUUUCAGUCCGCUGCCUUCUGAUCUGCGGCAACACCCUAGGGCUUUUUGGAUCGCGGCAAAUUGCAUGCCACCCGACGAAGAUGUCGAUGAGAACGGCAAAGUACGCCUCGUGCAGGGGUUUGAGAGAGAAACUCUGGCAAAUCAAGACACUUACAGCAUAAGCGACAUCAUCCGGGCGGCCAAGCAUGUCAUUGUCGUAGCUGGCAACGCAACCCGCCCCUGGGAUGACGGCGCUCUCCGUGUCUGGGGACAGCGUGUCUGGACCUUGCCUGAGAUCGUCCUCAGCAAAGGAGAGACCGUCACCGUGUGGCACUACGGUGAUAGACCGGCACCCCUGAAGAAAUGCAUUGUCAGCGAGAUUCCCAAGGCAUUGUUCCCAGUCUACGCCUGGGAGGAUCGCCUGACCUCGCGCCAGCUCAUUGAACACUACAGCAAUCUGCACCUCAGCCGGUUGGAACUCGUCAAGAUUGCGCUCGAAUGUCUAAUGAGCCGCAAGUUCAGGUCCCUGCAUCCCGGCGACAGGGUGUACGUGCUGAUGGGCCUACUCCGGAUUCGCCCGCCCAUUGACAAGACCGACUCUGCAUUCCAGGCGUUUGCACGGCUCUCGCUCCCGCAGGACAGCGACCGCCUGAUGGAGCGCCUGAUCUGUCUCCUGCCCUACACUCCGGACCAGAACUGGGAGCUCAUGACGGAUCAGUACAUGGCCAGUCUCUGGGACAUCUACCCAGACACCCAAGUCUGCGCUAUUGGUGAGAACGACACAGUCAUUGUGGACGGCGCCAAGGGCGCACAAAUCCAAUGGUCCGAGUUCACCACGGUGCGGACGAUGCGGAACUACACCUUGAAGCGCGCGGUGUACCUCUUCCUAUUGACCUGGUCGCCUCUCCUUUUCUUCACCGGCAUCAUCCUCGUCGCCGUCUAUUCCACGCCUUCCGCCGCGGUGGCCAAUCCCGGCUACUCAACCGGGGUUGCGAUACUCGUGAUCAGCCUGUUUUUCUUUAUCCUCCCGGCACCAUACUUCCUCUGGCACCUAUACUCCGGGAAGCUGUGGGAAGUCGAACCCUGUUUCUUCGGCAUCGAAGGGUACGUGCCGAUCGAGGCCAUCGAGGAGAGGCUGUUCGGGACGUGCCCGACCCAGGCCCGGCGGCUGCGCUGGAGCGCCUGGGGGUCACCCUUGUCGCGACACAAGCAGGGGCGAGUCAUCCACGAGCGGACAGUGAAGUACAGGUACCACGACAACGACGACCAAGCCCCACUCCUCCAGCAGCAGCAGCAGCAUUACUACUACCACGGCCCGCCGCCCGCCGCCGUCGACGUGGCCGCCAUUGACACGUACCCGGUUGAGACGAUCGACCCGACGAGCCCAUGCACCGCUUGCGAGCACUCUGCGGCCGCCGCGGCUGCCGCGGCGGCAGCAGGAGCCCCCGGCCGGUACUACUGCCAGUACCACCCGACGGUGGCGUCGUGCCAGGAUAUGAGCCGCAGCGCCAUGGGCCAGAUGAAGGUGUUUACGCUGAUCGACACGUUCAACAUGACCGCCACGCUGUUUUACGCCGAGCGCCCGCCGACGGUGCUGGUCGUGGGCGGCAGCGAGGGCGGCAUGAAGCGAGCCAUUGCCUGCUCGUUCGACAUCACCACGGGCACUUUUUACCGCGAGACGGUGCUGCGCAUCCCCUCGCAGAGCGCAGAUCGCAUGGAAGGCCUGCCCCGGGUCCGGCUCGGAUUGAGGAGGCCCUUUUUGGAGACGGACGUGCGUCAGACGGCUCAGACGAUGCCGAUGGUCCAAACGAAUCAUCCGCAUAAUGGCGUCUGA
This is a messenger RNA of Canariomyces notabilis, 3168 nucleotides long. RefSeq lists its product as uncharacterized. Bases 439 to 3168 code for a protein of 909 amino acids. The record is from RefSeq and is a predicted model, not a curated record. The transcript is spliced from 4 exons. Lineage: Eukaryota; Fungi; Ascomycota; Sordariomycetes; Sordariales; Chaetomiaceae.